This is a messenger RNA of Phaeodactylum tricornutum CCAP 1055/1, 793 nucleotides long. RefSeq lists its product with no specific name. The record is from RefSeq and is a predicted model, not a curated record. Bases 50 to 793 code for a protein of 247 amino acids. The transcript is spliced from 2 exons. NCBI's taxonomy places the organism in Eukaryota, Bacillariophyta, Bacillariophyceae, Surirellales, Neidiaceae.
GCCUUACAGUUAGCCCACAUCGGACGACCUAUCAAGAUUCUUUAUUAUCAUGGAGGAUGUAGAGCAAGCAUGCGGAACAUCGUCGAAGGAAUCUUCAAGAAGGCGAAGUAUUUUACCUGAAGAGACCUUGCUUAAAUCUCAGCGGGAAGACGAUAGACACCAAUUUUCCUCCAAAGUCGAACUUCCGCUAUCACCACGUAGUCGUGGUCUACCUGUGUCCCUUGCCAAUAGCAAAGAGACUCACGAACCUCGACUGGUGCAUCCUGCUGUACAUGACUCUUCCCUCACCCUGGUUUCCUACUGCAGAUUUCUCAACAAAGUGCCACUUCAGUUCCGAUUUGGAUUCAAUGGUAUUCUGAGCAAUGUCUGUUUCAUGAUUGCGUACAACUAUGCUGUUGCGCAGUUCAGCCACCAAUAUGCUUCUUCGACGAUUUAUUCCGUUGUUUACUUUGUUUUCAUUCCCCUCGGUCACGCUUUGGUGUCCCUACUCGUCUUCGGCUGGCCAGAACGGUAUAUUGCCUCGCUCAUGAGCAACUUUCCCAUCGGGCUAACCGCCCUUGGUCUAGGUGGGGCACUGACGGCAUAUCUCGACCGGAUUGAAUUCAAUGAGAACAUUGCGGGUUGGAUCCGUGAUUACUCUACCUUUAGUACGAUGCCGGCACGAUCACGUGUGGACGACCAAGGAGAGUUUUAUUCGUCACUGGUCGUGCUAUUUGUGACGGGGGUAUGGACUUACGUGCUAUCCGUGUACAUCAACAGCCCUCCUGAAAAAUCGGAAAAGAAAGAACUGUAA